This is a messenger RNA of Astyanax mexicanus (Mexican tetra), 3311 nucleotides long. RefSeq names its product protocadherin alpha-3-like. The record is from RefSeq and is a predicted model, not a curated record. Gene Ontology annotation, molecular function: calcium ion binding. The coding region runs from base 810 to 3194 and encodes 794 amino acids. The transcript has a single exon. Gene Ontology annotation, cellular component: plasma membrane. Lineage: Eukaryota; Metazoa; Chordata; Actinopteri; Characiformes; Acestrorhamphidae. Gene Ontology annotation, biological process: homophilic cell-cell adhesion.
AGUGCAGAAAAUUUGCACUGCUUUUAGCAUGAACUCAUGAAGAUAAUGUAAGGGAGCUGUCCAGAAAUGUGGUUCUGAAUGUUGUGGGCUGUAUAUGGUCUUGAAAACUCAAUACUCUUUCCGUGUUGGGGUUUAACCUAAUCUACAUUGCUUGAGUCAGAACAUUAAUAUCUCUUUAAGAUAUGUAAUCUGGGUGAAAAUAUGAGUAGCAGCCGAACUGCAGAAAUGGGUUUACUAGACUUAUUAAAGAUUUAUUAAUAGCAUAACCUCAAAGUUAGAGAAGUCUCUUUUAGGUACUAUAUAAUACUUUAUUUGCUAACUUGCAUAAAUAUGAUCUUGUGCAUAGAAUUUAAAAAAUGUUUUCCACUACCUGUUUGGAUCACUGCUGUGGUCUCGCAAAAAAUCGUAUAUCUUCAAAACGUUUUAGGUUAGAGAAAAAGGCAUUUUAGCAUUUUAACUUCUAACCAUAUUUAUAAAGAUGUAUAUGAAAAUAACAACUGAUCUAUUUUAAAUAGGAUUACUCGCUACAUAGUUUUCUUGUUUUUUCUUGUAGUAAAAUGUGGAAUCGCACGGUGUCAGUGUAAACUAAAAGAACGCUUCUGACGCGUUUGACUCCCAAACUGAACCACCUCAUCAUUUUGUGGCACAUCUUUUUACACGGCUCAUCGUCACACAGGCAGUGCAUUUCAGUGUUCAUCGGAUUAGUAAUUUAAAUUUAAUGUGAUGAAGUGAAUGAGAACUAAUAUGGGAAUUCACUGUGUGGACUGUCUCUGCUAACGUGGACGGACUCUGGAAUAAUUUCUCUUAAAAUGGAACAAAGGCGUUCCGCAUCAUGGCGACUGAAGCUGGCUUGUGCAGGAUUGUUACUUUUAUUUUGGAGAGGGGUCUUUGCACAGAUACGAUACUCGGUUGUUGAGGAACAGAGGAAUGGCACUGUUGUUGGAAACAUCGCAAAGGAUUUGGGUAUUGAUCAGAGAACUUUAAAAGAACGAGGAUUUCGUAUCGUAUCGACGACAGGGGAACCUCUGUUCAGGGUAAAUCGGAAUGACGGAGUCUUGCACGUGAAUGGGAAGAUAGACAGAGAGGAGGUGUGCGAGAGGAGCAGUUCGUGCUUGAUUAAUCUAAAAAUCGCACUUGAAAAUCCUCUGGAGAUUCAUUAUGUAACAGUUGAGAUAGUUGAUAUAAAUGAUCAUGCACCGAUUUUCCCUGAGAAAGUAAAGCGAUUGGAAAUCUCAGAAAUCGCCGUAGCUGGUGCGCGUUUCCAGCUUCAAGGUGCACGCGAUGCAGACAGUGGAGUAAAUUCAGUACAAAUAUAUAAACUUAGCCAAAACGAACAUUUUCGUAUCGAGGUUAGGGACCGUGGUGAGGAUGGAAAGAUGCCCUUUUUAAUUUUGCAGAAAUCAUUGGAUAGGGAAACCUGCGCUAGACAUAAGCUCCUCCUUACCGCACUAGACGGCGGGAGACCCCAGAAAUCGGGUACUAUGGAGAUAAUUGUGGAUGUCAUAGAUAUAAAUGACAACGCGCCCGUUUUUACAAAAGACACGUAUUCUGCAAAGCUUAGCGAAAAUGCUCCUAUUGGCACAAGAGUGAUUCAAGUUAAUGCAACAGACUUAGACAAUGGUCCCAAUGGUGAGGUGUUUUAUAUUUUUGGCCAGGACGUGGACAGUAAUUUGCGUCGAGUUUUUGACCUAGAUCCAGUUACAGGCGAGAUAGUUGUGAAAGGACCAAUAGACUUUGAACAAAAAUACCAAUAUGAGAUUGAUAUCCAGGCAUCAGAUAAAGCAACAGUACCACUGACCACAGAUAAGAUUAUCCUUAUCCAAAUUGUUGAUGUAAAUGACAAUGCGCCGGAAAUUGAAGUGACGUCAUUUUCAAUCGCAGUACCUGAGAACUCACAUUCUGGAACAACAGUGGCAUUAAUUAGUGUAAGUGAUGUGGAUUCUGGAAUGAAUGGGAAAGUGUCCUGCUCAGUACCUGAAGAUAUACCUUUCAGUUUAUUGCAAUCCUCACAGGAGAACAUUUAUUCAUUGGUAACUAAGUCAUCACUGGAUAGAGAGAAAACAUCCCAGUAUGACAUCACAUUUAUUGCUAAAGAUGCAGGACAUCCACCAUUAUCCUCCAUUAAAACUCUCACUGUGUUCGUUUCUGAUGUAAAUGAUAACAGCCCAGAGUUUUCCUUAAACCCUUACACUUUUUAUGUACCUGAAAAUAAUGUACCCGGUAUGUCGAUGUUCUCUGUGUCUGCUCAUGAUCUUGACUUAGACGAAAAUGCUAUAAUAAGCUACCACAUUUGGAGAGACCCUGCUCAAGAAAAUAAGCAUUCAUCUUUUCUAAAUAUAAACCCUGAAACUGGGGAGAUAUACGCACUAAAAAGUUUUGACUUUGAAACUAUUAAAUCAUACCAGUUCUAUAUUGUAGCUUCAGAUUCAGGAACUCCAUCACUUAGUAGCAACGUCACAGUAAAUGUGUUCAUACUGGAUCAGAACGACAACGUUCCAGUGAUCUUGUAUCCAGUCAGCUCUAAUGGAUCUGCUGAAGGUGUGGAGGAGAUUCCCCGCAAUGUGAACGCAGGACAUUUAGUGACCAAAGUGAGAGCCUAUGAUGCAGAUAUAGGAUACAAUGGCUGGCUAUUAUUUUCACUACAGGAAGUGAGUGACCACAGUCUGUUUGGUUUGGACCGCUAUACUGGACAGAUAAGAACCCUCCGCUCAUUCACAGAAACUGAUGAAGCUCUGCAUAAACUGGUCAUACUGGUCAAAGACAAUGGCAAUGUGUCACUUUCAGCUACAGCGACUGUGAUGAUCAAAAUUGUAGAACCCAAAGAGGCUUUUGCUGCUUCUGAUGUUAAAAGCUCAGUACAAGAUGAGGAAGACAAUGAUGUUACAUUUUAUCUGAUCAUCACUUUGGGCUCAGUCUCAGUGCUUUUUGUCAUCAGCAUCAUUGUCCUGAUCGUGAUGCAGUGCUCCAAAUCUACAGACUAUUCCUCCAAAUAUUUACAAGAUACAAAUUAUGAUGGGACACUGUGUCACAGCAUCCAAUACAGAUCAGGAGAUAAACGCUACAUGUUAGUUGGACCCAGAAUGAGUAUUGGUUCUACUAUUGCCCCAGGCAGUAAUAGGAAUACUCUAGUUGUGCCAGAUCGCAGGAGAAGAUCAUUUGGAGAGGUAAGAUUAAAAAGGAAUAGUUGCCAAUAAAUUCCAAAACUAGAAUAUGCAUCAUAAAUGUAACUGUGCAAAUUAAUUAUGCAAACAUAAAUCUAGAACAUUAAAGAUAAAAAAGAAUAACUGCCAAUAAACUCCAGAUCUGGAACC